AACCACUCUUAUAAAGUGGAACAAAUUCAAUAUUUGUUUUAUUAUACUGUUCCUUUAACUGUAUGGAAUGUUUUGUAAUUUGGCACUGAAGAUGGAGUACUUUACUCAGAUUGGAUGUUGAAGAACAUCUCAUGGAUGGACUCUCUGACAUUGCCGGUUGUGAAGACCUGCUUGUCCAGUUAUGUCAACAAUCUGAUCACACAGUUAGCUGUCACUGAAGCAUGCGAUGAUAGUGCACUGAAUGAAGGAUUUCUAGACUUCAAGUAUAUCUGUAGUAUGCUUCCAGGUAACGCAGAGGAUGAGCCAAGUGUAUACUUUCCAGUCUGUGUGACCAGUUUAGCUCCAAUUCUUACAUCAGUAGAAAAUCUUGUGGGAAAGAUUGGUCCGCAGAACUUCCUUGAUACUUACCUUCCAUAUGUUUCCUGGACUGGAAAGCAACAGGUACUGGCGGAAAUAUGGCGCGACAUGUUUACUCAUAACCCUGUGGAUGAAGUCACUGCCGUGCUGGUCACUUCAUCCGUUCUUGAGAGAGCUCUCGGGGAUGUGUAUAUGUUGAAAGGGCCAGCCCCGUGUCCGUCCAUGCUGAAAGAUCUGCUUGUAACAGAGCAGCUUAAGGAAAUUCUUGGAGAACACGUGAUGUGCAUACUCCGGCUGGUAAUGGGUCCUCCAACCUCUCUUAACCUCCGAAAUGUUGCAUGGCAUGGUUUUCCCUUUCCGGGAGAAAUACCAGCAAGGUGUAUUUGGUUCCUGAUACUACUGGUACCCAGCAUAGGUCGAGUGUUGGAAGAGAGGCUGGUCCCAGUGCUGAUGUUACACCGGGAACCUAUGGUCUUUUCUCGCACCAAACUUAUUACAGAGGUUGAUAUUUUGUAUAGCAAGGACCUCAUUGAGGCUGUAAAAGACACCCAAUUUUCAUCCUGGGACACAAGAAUGUUUUGGACAAAUAUCACCAGUUUAUAUAAGCAAGAAAGGUAUGGUGAAUGUACCGCUCUUCUACUCUACUACCUAGAGCAGGGUCUACGGCUUGUGUUUGCUACUGCCAACAACUGUGAGAACAGAAUUUUGACUGCUGAGGCAACGACAUUAUACACUACAUUUGAUGAGAUGUUAGAUCCUUUUCUCCCUGAUGGGUCUGAAAACCGACUGAGGAUGGUUAUAGGAGAAGAGAUAUUGGAAAUAAUCCUUGACCACCUGACCUACCCGGGCGGCCCUAGGGUGAGGGACCGUUUGAGUCACGGUGAAGCAUGCUGGGAAAGGUUUCCAUGGCAACUCACACGUAACCUGGCAACUAUCUGUGUGGCACUGUCAGCCAUGUUUGUAAAGGAUGGGAAACAUAUUCAUAACAAAUGUGUAACCAUACUUCAUGAGGAUAUUAAGUCAUACAGUGUCCAGUUUCAUAGAAUAAGCCUGUUAAAGAAGGAGAUAUCUACAUUCUUUAAGAAAGAAUCUGAGACAGAUUCCAUGAUUUUACUGCAGCUUGACCUUAGUGAAAGAAAGCCAAACGAUCCUUUCCAGUCUACAGAUGAAGCAUCUUCACUUGAAGCAAAGCUCAGGGACAUCGUUGCUGUUUUUGAUGGACAUUGGGCAUAUGUGGGCUCAAAAUGCAAAAGAUACAUACCCUGUACAGAAACUCGAAGGGUUCCAACUGUGAUAUUGAAAAUGAGGUGCUAACACUGCUGGACCAUAUAGUAGAUGAGUGUUUGCAAGUCAUCACUCAGAUGCAACAGUUUGCAACAAACAGUCAACAGCAGAUGACGCUAAAACAGCUCAGGUCACGGCAGAGAGAGAACUUCAAGAAGUUCCUAGCAAGUGUACCAUCAUUGGUUGUGGGGCCGUGCACAUGUGUAUACAUGUGUUGUUGCCAACUAUAUCAACUUGAUGAAAUAAAGGCGAGGGAAGGACCUCAAUCAAACAACAAAUUAAUCAAAUUCUGGAAGUCUGUGCUGAAGUUGUGUGAGAAUUUACGAACAUUUACGCACCAUGAUAAGAACAAAUGGACAGAAGGGGAGGAGUUAGUUUCACACUUGACACCUUUUGUAGAAUCUAAUUUUAAAACCUUUCAUUGAUUGAUAUGUUUGUGCAUUAUGCAAAUAUGUGUCUUAAAAUUAUGAAUGAUUUUCAUAGCAUGGUUAAUGGCACAAGUCGUUAUUAAGGACUUUUUCACCGAGAGUAACAUAUACACCCAUGAUGCUACCGUUUCUCUUACACCAGGAGGGUUUGCUGUUAAAAGGACUAUAUCAAUGACCUUAUUUCGGUCUACGGGACCUUAUAACGGAUAAUGAUAACUCUUAGUAACGAUACCCACCCACCAAUAAUAAAUCAAAACACUUUUUUUUCCGAAAACAGAAUU
This is a messenger RNA of Mya arenaria, 2350 nucleotides long. RefSeq names its product endoplasmic reticulum membrane-associated RNA degradation protein-like. The coding region runs from base 115 to 1671 and encodes 518 amino acids. NCBI's taxonomy places the organism in Eukaryota, Metazoa, Mollusca, Bivalvia, Myida, Myidae. The transcript has 19 exons. The record is from RefSeq and is a predicted model, not a curated record.